AUGACAGAGAGUGACUAUCGGUUUAGUGAGGGAAACUUGGUCCUCUUCAAAAGGCGCAAUGGUUGGUUUGAAGGGGAGGUCAAGAAAGUGGGAGGAAGUCAUGGUGGAAGAUCCAUAGCAUACGUGGUCAGUAGACCGGAAGCGAAUGAAGAAUUUCAAAUUGUUGAGGAUACGGACAAUUUCAUUCGACGGAAACCUAACAACUUAGCACCCGACUCUCUCUGCUUUCAACCACCCAUUCCUGAAGAUCCAUUUGCAUUUGCUUAUACGGGAAAGACCAAUAAUCCAUUCAGCGAGGACGGCUUCAACUUGGCGGAAGAAUUCCAAAAACUAGACUCUGUGGCAUCUGCACAGAUCCAACCAGAUGGAAGCAUCAAAAUCCAAAACAAGGAUGGAAGCGUUCAAUUAAGCUCCAGCUAUAAAUUUGAAGCACAAACGGUAUGUGGAGUUCCAACCCACAAUGCCAUGUUUGCGGGGAGCUUGGUAAUGAAUCGCCGCAUCAUUGGUGGUAUGGUCGGGAUUCCAGAUCUAAUUGCCAAUUUUCUUGACGCUGUCCCCACAGAAACCCGAUUGGGAGCUCUGGUACAAGCCUCCAAAAAGUCAAAUCGUAAAAUGCUACAGCUGGCAGAUGGAUUGAUGUUUGGCUUUCAUGGAUGGCCUCGAGAUCCUGACCGAGCAGGGCGGUGCUAUCGUGCGGCCGCUUUUGGAUGCUCCGAAAGGGAUGAAAAGACAAGAUGCGCAGCCUUUGGUCCUGACAACGGAGUGCCUGUUGGGAGUCCAGAAGCCAUGAUUGCAACCCUCCAAGGCAUGGAAAGCUGGAUCAAAGUCUUCUUGUUUGAGGCUUCCCCUAUGGACCGGGUGCCACACAAGAACAUGCUGGUGGCUGCACAUCAUCACAAAGGUGGCAUUGACCUUGUCAAUCAAAUGUUUUUUUGGCUUUACCAUUCUGCGGUUCGUGGUUGGGUGACGCCUACAACCAUAGGAUACUCCAUGGCCUGUCAUGAAAUUGACACUUCAGCUAUCCAAGUCCAUCUCCGAAAGGUUGGUGCCCCAGAAGACACCAUGGAAGUUAUCCGCAAUGUCUGGAAUUAUCGUCAAAUGGAGAUGAACUAUCAAAAGCGACUCGAUAGGGGGGUUGUCCCAAGAGGAAAUCCAACGGAAGCAACUAUCGCCUCAUUCAAGCCAAAGUCAAUGGAGAUAUUCCAAUCUUUGCCAAGCACUCUUGACCAAGUGUACAUUGAGUUUCGAGAAGUCCCUCGUGUGCCUUUUCCAAUCGCCGUCUAUGCGUUGAUCCCGGCCAAAAAGAAAGUUUUGAAAGUGCUCGUGAUUCCUGAGCAUCUACAACUGUCGCCCUUCUCAAGCGAGACUUUCGAGUACGUGUGGUUAAGGCUGGCAUAUGAGCUACAUCUUGGUGAUCCUGCGAGCAAACAGAGAGAAAGGCCCUCCGAGUGUUUCAUGGUUCUUGACUCUUAUGGAAACCGUCAGUUUGCCGAGUACCUACGACAAAUGCUGGACGGGUCCGAAACGCAAGUCAGAUUGGUAACACACGAUGAAAUGAUUUCGGAGAAUCUUUUACGUCGUCAAAGUCUGGGAGACUUGGUUGAAGCAGAGGAAGUCAAAUUCUUGUCCUUGCCAAAAUAUUUGAACGGUGUUGAAUCGGCAGAAGGCUCCGUUCUAAUGGCGGCCCAGCAAGAGUCUGCGAGACGAUAUCGACGGGGACUGAGACUUGCCACCGCGAGUGAUGACCAUACCCAAGCUCAGUAUCGGGAGGAAGCCAACCGGCUCAUGGAGCAAGGAAUUUCGAGAUUUGGUGUGGGGGCUUAUGGAGACGCCGUGAAAUGCUACUCGACUGCAAUAUUCUUGCUACGGCAGACGCUGGAUCUUGACCAGGAUGGCAGACGUUUGCUUGGUAUUCUGCUUGCAGGUCGCGCAACCAGCCUUUGGAAGAUGCAGAGCAAUACCAUUGAGUUUGGCAGGCUUCUAUUGACCAGCGCCGCCAGGGACUGUAGAUUAGCUCUUGGUAGUCGUCAGAUACGAGAUGCUCUUCCUCGCGAAAUCAUCAAGAAUCUCAAGUUUCUCUUGGACAGAGUGGACGCUCGACUGGAGAGGAUGCGGGCCAACGAAGGUUCUCGCAUUUGGGUGACCUGGAAUGCAAUCGAAUCUUACUUCAUUGGCUUCAGUUGGAGGACGCUCUCAAGUAUAUUGUGGCUCUUCUCGUGGAUUCGUACUCAACUCGUGUUCUGGGUAUGGGAUGUGGCUUUGAGUAUCGUCAAGAAGUGGGUUACUGCGGCUGUCUCUGAAGCCAACAAACGUGCUACGACGAUUGCAAAUGAAACUCCCGAUACCGUACCUCAUGUGGGGGGCAGUGAGACAACCGAUCGCGAAAGUGCUACGAUGUUAGUCAAUGACACUGCCAAUGCCGCCCCCCAAACCGAGGGCCUUGAGACAACACAUGGAAUAACCGUUCAGAGAAGAACCCGGGAUCCAGAUACGGCGUUGCAGCAGCAGUCACCGUCGUCGCAGCACAGACGCGACGUCGCCCUGCUGGAAACUGGGCGUGUGAUACACGAUAAUUCGCUGGCAAAGAACUCUGAUGACGGCUGUCCAGUUUGUCUGAAAACCUUCUCGGAAGAGUUAGAAGAAACCUUGGUUUGCGUUUUGGCUUGUGGAGAUCACGCACUCUGUGUGGAGUGUGUCUGUUAUGUGAAGAAAGGUUCAGAUCGCACAAAGCAACAGAUGAAAUGCCCUCUUUGUCGGGCUGCUGUAGAACCUGAUUUUGUCGAGGAUCUAUCCUACCAGAUCAUUGAAACGGAUCAGAGCCUUGGCGCCCUAAUGGAGAAGCUUCCCUUGGAUGACGCCGAUGAUCGCGAAAACGUCCUUCAGCGGCUACUUUGGACCCACGAGUUCCGAGUGGAUCGGGUUGUGGAUAGUCUGGAGAAGAUGCUCGACGAUCAAGUGCGUGCUCAAUUCUUCAGAUGCGAGACUGAUUUUACGCAUGGCCAAAAGGAGGAAAUCUACCAGACAGCCCGCCGUCCAGUGCUUAUACUCCAAGAAAAGGUUCACCGGCUGGUUGAAGAGCACAGAACAACUUUUGACGCAGCCAAGUUGAAGGAGCUGAAUGCGACAAUCACCCAGGUUCGCAACCAAUUGGCUUUUUCAAGAGUCGAGGCACGCGAGCAGAUUUACACCCGAAUGAACGAAGUUGGAAACAUGGGCGCGGAAAGCUCCUUGGAGGGCGGAAGUAGCUUGAUUCCCGUUGACUACCACGGAAUGCACGUUGGUGAGAUGCUCUCAAAGUUCCAAGAGCUAGUCAAGCCCAUUCUUCCCGUAGUGAAGGAAGUGAUGAUCAUUACCGGAAGGGGGCUACACAGCGCCAAUAACGAAGGCAAACUGAAGAAGGCGCUCAUUCGGCAUAUUGACAACAAAGAAGACGACAUCCGAUGGGAACGAGUCGAAGAAAACCCAGGCGCACUCAAAGUUUUGUGGCGGCCCAGAUGA
Seminavis robusta is the source of this 3498-nucleotide messenger RNA. Lineage: Eukaryota; Bacillariophyta; Bacillariophyceae; Naviculales; Naviculaceae. The record is from the annotation of a GenBank genome assembly.